Molecule: messenger RNA, 1169 nt
Organism: Racocetra persica
Lineage: Eukaryota; Fungi; Glomeromycota; Glomeromycetes; Diversisporales; Gigasporaceae
Source: the annotation of a GenBank genome assembly
GACUAUGGACAAUAUUUCUUUACACUUGGGUUUUGGGUGAUAUGACAAAUUAUGCUUUUGCUCUUCUUGGAAUAGAUGAAAUAAUGCAAUUCGCUUCAUUCGCCGGUUUAGGCGGCAUAAAUUUUGUCUUGGCCUGGGGUGGUUCCAUAGGUUGUGACAUCCUUACUAAUUGGCUUCUAACUAACGAAAAAGAUUCGUUAAAUGGUCAAAAUACUGCUCCGUUGAUAAUCUAUCAAGAUUCUGAAGAUAAUAGCACGGAUACUGUUUUACCCACCACAAAUAAUCGUCGAAGGCGUCAUUUAAUUAACUUUUCUAUACCUCCGAUUUUUACUUCCCUUUUUGUAUAUUUAAUCGUGCUAUUUUUGGUUAUCACUUAUGGUUCUAUUAGACUUUCAACAGGAUAUUUGCCAUUUUAUCAACAAAAUAUCAAGGAUUUCGCUCCUUCGUUGAUAACAAUGGGUUGUGUAAUUCGCCAAGAUUCAACGGUUAACUCGGAUUAUAUUGAAACAACUCGUGAAUUAGCUUCAAAUGGCAGUAAAAUAGUGUUGUGGUCUGAAGGCUCUGGAAAUAUAACUGAUACUACACAAUUAACUGACCUCUUCGCCUCACUCACGAAUAUUUCCCAAACUUAUAAUACGUAUAUAGGUGUUGCUUAUAUAGACUUCCGUCCUGAACAACCUCAUUAUAAUAAAUUAGCAGUCAUUGCUCCAUCAGGUGAUAUAAUAAUAGAUUAUUCAAAAGCAAAUUUAGUUCCAUUUUUAGAAACAAUUUGUUUUGAUUAUGAUUUUCCAUCGUUAAUUAACCAAGCUUCUCGUAAAGAGGUGAAUUUAAUGUUGGAUGCAAGUCCCGUAGGAAUCCUUCAUGCUCGUAUGAACGCGAUCCGUUCAAUAGAAAACGGUUUCACAAUGUUAAGAUGUAAUGCAAAUGGGAUAUCUGGUGUUUGGGGACCAUACGGCCAGCCAUAUCAUUAUGUACCAACUACAACUUCAAAUACUAAAUUUGUUACAUUUCAAGUACCAUUGUAUCCAAGGGUUAAAACGGUUUAUGGUAUAUUUGGUGAAACUUUUGGGUGGUUAUGUGUUGCUAUGAGUGGUGUGAUUAUAGUUGCUAUGAUAAUCGAAUGGAAAGGAAGUGCAGAAUGGAAAGCAACUAUCAUAAAAUGGUUUUAA